AUGAGACUCGCAGUGGGGGCCGGGCUUGUCGCGUCAGUAUUCACAGUCGCUCGUGGUCUUCAACAACCUCUACCAUUCUCGCGAGGAUCUCACGCGCUCCGUGAUACCCCUGUUGACAUCCCACUUGAGGUAUUUCAAGUUGAGGCACCGAUAGGGACGUACAAUCCUCCUGAAGACUGCGAAUUUACUACUGUCGUCUUGAAUAUGAGUAUUACGUCUGCCGGCAUCAACUACGACCGCCUCACGCUUCUCUACUUUGGAGACAUCGAAGUGUGGAGGUCAACUACGGCCAUGCCUGUCCGGACCGGCAUCUAUUACUCCUACGUCAAAGACAUGACCGCAUAUGCAUCACUGCUGCGUCAGGAGCAGAAGGUCAUCAUGCAACUCGAUAACAUAUACGACUCAACUUUUACCGGGAACUUCAACGUCACGGUCACUGCAUUUUUCUACGAAGACGAAGGCAACGUCUAUCCGGCGGAUCUCAUCCUCCCGAUAAGCUCAUUGGCGAGCGGCGAGAACAAGACGAGCGUCUUUUCGCUCCCAGAUGGGAAUGCUACCGCAUCACUAUCGUUCCCGCGAAACGUCGAGAGAGCGGUUGUCAGUGUUUUCGCAUCUGGGAAUGGAAACGAGGAGUUUUGGUAUACAGACGCUCCAGGGCAGUUCACGGGAACAUUCAAUCGCUCCUUCGUGAACGGCUAUUCUCCAUGGCGAGAGGUUCAGGUCCUCGUCGAUGGACAGCUGGCAGGUGUAAGUUGGCCGUUUCCGAUUGUAUUCACCGGCGGCAUUAGCCCCGGCCUAUGGGUUCCGAUUGUGGGUAUCGACACGUACGAUUUGGGCAGUGUCGAUGUGGAUAUAAGUCCGUGGCUUGGCUUGCUGUGUGAUGGCAGUACACACGUCUUCGAACUCAAAGUCGUCGGCUACAACUCGUCGACGACGCUUGGUAGCAUUGCGAGUAAUUGGUGGAUAAGUGGCGAGAUAUUUCUGUGGCUCGACGCCAACGGCACUCAAACGACUGGCGGUGUAUUGCAAUUCUCUGCGCCGGCACCAGUCUUUCAAUUGACGUCCUCCACGACUACUUACGCCAACGGUAGCAAUAGCUCCCUCCUCGUCGAGCUGUCUGCCGAGCGCACAUUGUCCUACUCGAAUACAAUUACGACCUCCUCUGGUCCACGCCUCCUGACCUGGUCUCAAGAUCUUUCGUACAUAAACAUACAAAACUUCACCGCAGCCGGAAGAAACGAGACGCUGUGGCAGUCGACCAACGGCAGCACUGCUUUCUCACCCAGCACAGCGUAUGCCACAAACCAGACAAUGUCAGCAUCUUUUGAGUACCCCAUCUCAUUUGCACAGGACUACAUCGUCCCGUUGGAUGCAACAGCUACCAACUCAACCCUGAUCGCAACGCUGGAUAGGUCCAAGGUCACAAAGGGCGAUGGCGUCUUGUCACAUCUUACUUAUCCUAGCUUUACAACUGAGGCCCCUGUGUUGAAGACAAGGCAAAACGGAAGCUGUUUCUACCUCUGGAACGACACGUAUUAUCAGUCUGCCGGUGCUAUUGAUCCAGCUAUCGGCACCUUCGGGGCAACGGACCAGUGGUUCUCCUGGGGCGGCUUCGUCGGCACAGCACGAGGAAGACAAUUUGAUGAGUACGGAAGAUAUGUUAGUGCUGUGGAUGGGUAUGAGCCGGUAUUGAAGAUUGAUGAGAUCAGUGAUGGGUUGAUAAAUGUGCCAGACACGACAGUCGUUACGGGUGAGAUUGUCGAUGACCUGUAG
Molecule: messenger RNA, 1773 nt
Organism: Diaporthe amygdali
Lineage: Eukaryota; Fungi; Ascomycota; Sordariomycetes; Diaporthales; Diaporthaceae
Product: Peptide-N4-(N-acetyl-beta-glucosaminyl)asparagine amidase A
Exons: 2
Coding region: 1-1773 (590 amino acids)
Source: RefSeq, a predicted model, not a curated record